AUGACGGUUCAUCAAUCUACAACAAUGGCUCUGCUGGCCUUGGCCAGUAGCCAUGCAGCUGCCAUGGCAGUGUCAAGCUCCUCUUCGACAUCUCCAGCUGCACCAACGGGCACAUCCUACGCAUCCGGAUUCGACAUGACAACGAGCUGGGGAAACUUGAGUCCCUACUCGGAUGCACCAGGCUUUGACGCUCCAAAGGGAUACCCCAUGGGAUGCGAACUGUCCCAAGUCCAUGUCCUUCAUCGCCACGCCCAGAGAUAUCCCAGCUCCUGGCCGACAGAUGGUGGAGGCAUGGAGACUUUUGCUCAAAAGGUAGCCAACUACUCUAAAAGAUCAGAUGGCAAAGUUGGCUCGGGACCCCUGGCAUUCCUGAAUGAUUGGGAGUACUUGCUGGGUGAGAAUCUACUUCUUGCUACCGGUGCGGCUACCGAAGCAACCGCGGGUGCGCUAUUCUGGAGCAUGUAUGGCCGUCUACUAUAUCAUGCUGGUCCAGGCAAGGCUGUCUAUGACUCCUCGAUGAAUGUUUAUCCCAAUGGGACGGCCCGGCCGAAGCCUACAUUCCGGACCACUUCCUAUCCACGCAUUUUGGAAAGCGCUCGCUGGUGGUUGAGUGGAUUCUUUGGAAAUACUGGUGCCAACAGCUCAUAUGCAGAAUAUGACUUAACGAUUAUUCCGGAGGAGCGAAACUUCAACAACACUCUCUCAUCUACGUCGGCAUGCACCAAUGGGUCUGAUGUCGGAGACUAUGCCCUUGCAGAAUUCCUUCCAUCACUAACAAACGCCGCGCACGAUCGCUUCUCCAAGUUCCUCCCAGACGACUUCAACCUGACAUCCAUGGAUGUCUACGCCAUGUUCAGCAUGUGUCCCUACGAAUACGCAACACUAGGCCAUUCAUCCUUCUGCACCCUCUUCACGGAGCAGGAAUGGAAAGACUUCGAAUACGCCAUUGACUUGAGUUUCUAUGCCAACUUCGGCUACGGCGCGCCCAGCGGUCGUGCUCAGGGCAUCGGUUAUGUCCAGGAACUGGCCGCUCGCCUACAAUCCCGCCUCAUCAUGAGCAGCGAUAGCAGCAUCAACUAUACUUACGACGACAAUACCAGAGAUUUCCCUCUCGGCCAACCAAUUUACAUGGACAUGUCGCACGACAACGUUAUCAUCGCCGUGCUAGCCGCGCUGGGGCUGGACUACUUCAAGGCCGGUCCCCACGGCCUCCCGACCACUGUCCAGCAUUCACCUUCCCACCACUUCAAAGCCAAAGAGGUCAGUCCCUUCGGCGCACGCUUGUUCACCGAAGUCUGGACUUGUCCCAAGGAUGUCUCGUUCGACCAGCUCCAGGAGCAAAUAUACAAGAAUCCCGAUCUAUCGUCCCAAUCAGGCACGACCGAUCAUAUUCGAUUCGUACUUAAUAAUGCCCCCGUGUCCGCGAAGGGGCUGUGCGAUGAUGCUGUGAAUGGGUUCUGCCGGAUGGAGGAAUUCUUGAAAAAAGUGCCUGGUUUGGACAAGGAUGCUAUGUAUCAGGAGGCUUGCUUUGGUGAUUAUAAUAUCACGACUCAGGUUGCCAAUGGACAGCCGAUACAGUGA
Messenger RNA from Penicillium daleae, 1581 nucleotides. Its product is annotated as histidine phosphatase family protein. The record is from RefSeq and is a predicted model, not a curated record. Gene Ontology annotation, molecular function: acid phosphatase activity. The coding region runs from base 1 to 1581 and encodes 526 amino acids. The transcript has 3 exons. Lineage: Eukaryota; Fungi; Ascomycota; Eurotiomycetes; Eurotiales; Aspergillaceae.